AUGGCCCAUCAUCAAUUCGCGCCGAGUCGCCGCCUCUGCCACCAAACCCGUGACGCUGGUUCAGCCUGCAUCGCCAUCGUCAUCGGCCCUUCUGAACCCGCUCUGUUGUGCACUGUACUCUGGGCCACCUUGUUCCGUCCGCUGCAGCACGAUCAACACGAGCUGGUUGGCAUUGCCCUACGGGUGCAGCGUCUUUCCCGAGUCCUGACUUGGGUUUGCGUGCCUGUUCUGGUGCCACUGUUUCCUGCCAUCCGCCGCCUGCGCAGUAUUAGUCCGAAUGAAACCCUCUGUCUGCCAGAAAUCAAGAUGCAUACGACAGAAGAGUUGCUAUUUUUUGCACCACGAGAAAAACGGGCCGCCUUACGCGUCGUCACUCCUGACCGGACGACCCAGUUUGCACCGUCGCCUCCACCAAAGUGGCCAAUUAGCUGCGCACUUGGCUACGCUCUCUCCUUUGCCGACUGGUCCCAGAUCCCACAAACAGCUGCUGUCUUCCAAGCUUGGUUACGCAUUUGCCGCGAUCCGAAAACAAAAUACUUGCUUACCGCGCUUCUUCCAGAAGGUUGCCGCCCUGGGGAGGCUCAGCAGAUCUUCAGCAAUCGCCCUUAUUGCUCCUACGUAUUCGUACAACCGGCUACAGUCCCUUUCAGCGUCCUCAACGGUCAUAGAACCACCUGGAGGCUGGAGCACUAA
Colletotrichum paranaense is the source of this 693-nucleotide messenger RNA. RefSeq lists its product as uncharacterized. Bases 1 to 693 code for a protein of 230 amino acids. The transcript is spliced from 2 exons. The record is from RefSeq and is a predicted model, not a curated record. Lineage: Eukaryota; Fungi; Ascomycota; Sordariomycetes; Glomerellales; Glomerellaceae.